AUGUUCAAAUUCAAGCUCGGACGUAAACAGCCCGAGGAUAAUGAAGCCCGUCGACGUCUUCAAAAAGAAUUAUUUGGAUUAAAUAAAAUUUGCGAUCGAGGCUUUCCAUCGCGUCCAUCAGCACUUGCAUACGAUUCACAAUUGAAAUUGAUUGCCAUUGGAACACAUUCGGGCGAAAUACGAAUUUAUGGCCAACCAGGUUUUCAAUUAUCUUACAGUCUUGAGCUCGCUCCGUCAUCAUCGAUUCGAAAAUUAAUCUUUUUCGACGGUGUCGCUCGACUUCUUAUUCUAACCGUCGACGGUUAUUUACAUUUACUAGAAAUUAACAAUCACAUGCCACCACAGACUGAUUCUUUGUCACAUAACACCGUACGGGUUGAUCGUAUCUGCACAUCAAGUGACGAUGAUUCAGCCAUUUUGAAAAAUACACAAACAAUUUGUUUAUUGCGAAACCAUUUAAACCUCUUGAUUGGUCUCAAUGAUGGAAACAUUUAUUUGUUUAAUAUCGAAAAUUUCUCAUUAAAUGUUAAUCCAAUCAUUCCAACUGAUGUUAUUGAAAAAACAAUCGUUGAAUACUGCAGUGGUAGAGUUAUUCACCCAGGCCCUGUCCAGUCUAUUGUGCAGCAUCCAAUCAACGAGGAUAAAAUAUUAAUCGGAUAUAAGAAUACUUUGAUCGUACAUUGGGAUUUGCCAUCGAAUAGUCAUGAUCGUACUUACAUAUACAAACAAGAAGUUGAAUCCGUUAGUUGGUAUAAUAAAGGAAUGAAUUUUGUCACAUGUCACAACAACGGCAGUUAUGCAUUAUGGGACGCCAAGCAACAGUUGAAUAUAGUUGAAACAGAAAAGAUUCCUUACGGACCUUAUCCAUGUACGCCAAUGACAAAAAUUUGCGUGAAAAUCAUGCGAAAUGGUGAUCCUUUAAUAAUAUUUGCCGGUGGCUUACCUCGCUCAAGUUAUUCAAAUAAACACAGCGUUAGUUGUUUAUCCGAAAAUGAACAUGAUCAUAAUAAUGACCGAACACGACAUGUCACAUUCGAUUUUACAACAGCAGUGAUUGACUUUUUCACUAUCGAUAAAACAUCAAACGAUGGAACUCGUGAUGAUCCUCAAUCAUUGGUUAUAUUAUUACAUGAAGAAAUCGUUGUUAUCGAUCUUGUUACGGAUAGUUGGCCAUCGUAUCAUCUACCAUAUUUGAAUAGUAUUCAUGCAUCUCCUGUCAUUUGUACGACAUUAGUAUGUAAUGUUAAUCCUGAAUUUUAUAAGAAGCUUGUUAAUUAUGCAACAAUACAAUUCGACGAUUAUUCUGAUCGAAAAUGGCCGAUCACCGGAGGAGAUAUCAAGUACAAUGCAAAUACUUCGAGCGAUGAUGUAGAACAGCGGCAUUUAUUGCUGACCGGCCAUGAAGAUGGUUCAGUUCAAUUUUGGGAUAUAACAAAUAUUUCAAUGCCAUUAAUCUAUAAACUAAAAACAAGUGAUUAUUUUCAAAUUGAACAAGCACCAAUUGAUGAGACAGAUGAAGAGACUUGGCCACCAUUUCGAAAAACGGGUUUAUAUGAUCCAUACUGUGACGAUCCACGUUUGGCAAUACAAAAACUAUCAUUGUGUACAAAUACAGAUAUAUUGAUUGUCGCAGGAACAGCUGGACAAGUUCUUACGUUUGAAUUUUCUCCUGAAUCCACUGAUGUGACUAUCGCUACAACAACAGUCAAUUUACUUGAUGGUUGUGAAAGUUUUGUCUGGAAAGGCCAUGAAGAGAUGAAGACGAAAUCAGCAUUUAUACCAUCUGGUCUUGUUCUAACAUCAUUAGUUCAACUUUAUCCACCAGCAGCCAUCUCAGCUUUAGCAUUAUGUUCAGAUAUUCAAACUUAUGCUGUUGGUACUGCACAUGGUUUUACGAUAUUUAAUUACAAACAAAAUCGAAUUCUCACGGCCAAAUGCACACUUGACCCAAAUGCAUUGGCCAGUAAUCAACCUGUUCCAUCAUCUACGGGUGAAUCGACAUUAAUUCGUGGACGUUCAUUGAAAAAGUCACUACGAGAAUCAUUUCGUCGUUUACGAAAAGGUCGAACCAUAAGGAAAGCAACAAUGUUACCAGCAACCAAGCGAUCCGACGAAAACAAUCCGCUCUCACAAGCAAACAUGCAUUUAGAAGAAGUUAUACGCGUACCUGUAGAACGACAAGUCGAAUUUCGAGAAUUUAAACCUGUUGAUGAUCAAGUUGCUAGUAUGGUUCGAUGUCUUUACUUUGCUAAGACAUAUCUCAAUAGUGUGAAUGAGCGAACACGAUCAGUUUGGGCUGGAACUAAUGGCGGUCAUGUGUAUGUUUAUUCGAUAACUGGCUUUGAACCUCAAGCAACAAAUGGUGCGGCUAUUGCUACAGAUCAGACGAAUACAUGUACAAUGGCAAAGGAAAUUCGAUUGAAGCAUAAAGCACCUGUCUUGAGUAUAGUUGUACUUGAUAAUGCAAAUCAAUCGAUUGGACAUGGUUCAAGUAUUCCAACCAUGGAGUCGACAUCUGCAAUAUCAAAUGUUCCUGUUGCAACAGCGACGAACUCGGAAAACACCUCUCCAACUUUAUCAACAGCGAUCACUUCGCACAAAGUUCUUAUUUGUUCCGAAGAACAAUUCAAAGUUUUCACUUUACCAAAUUUAAAACCUUACUGCAAAUUUAAACUAACUGCGGUCGAAGGUACUCGUGUACGCAAAGUAAACAUCAAUCAAUUUGCACUCAAAUCAGAUAACGUGAGCGAAUCUCAUUCGGAAUCGUGUCUUGUAUGUUUGGAUAAUAUGGGUCAAAUAAGUAUUUACACUCUACCAAAUCUUCGUCGUCAGAUUCUAUUCAGUUGUGUCAAAGCAAGUGAUAUAAAUGCUUUGUCAACUGUUCAAUUUUCUCCAUUCGCACAUGCACUUUAUUUACAAUCAUCAUCGGAAUUAGUUCAAGUGACGUUUUCACCGCAAACUAUUUUACCUUAUUCGAUGUCAAUCACAUACGAUAAACUUCAACGAAAAACAAUACAGAGAUCGGAAUUAGACAAAGCAGUACGACAAACAAGUCCACAACGAAAUUUAACCAACGGAAACGAUGCCCUCCUAUUAACACCUUCGAAACUAUCUGAACAUGCAGACGAAUCAACAAUAACAACAGUAAGUGAGAAACACCAAGAAACACCAUCGAAAUCAUCGAUGUCACCUUCCUCACAACGAAAUCACCAGAAUGUGAAUCAAAAUAAAAUGUCCAACGGACAUGAAGAAUUUGUUAACGGCAAAACGAACAAUGCCAUUGGAAAAUCAUAUCAAAAUGGCAACAUCGGAAAUAACAGUGGAUUUAGUACGAAUUCUGAUUCGGCGAUUGAUUUAAGUUCAGGAAUAACAUCAAUGAACAUAACAAAUAAUCAUAAUCACCCAUCAAAUGAUGAAAUUCAGAAACCUGUUGAUCGUGAUCUACCUUCAUUUCAAUCGACUCCAUUGCGAAUAUCGACCGAUGUAACCAUGCAAAAAGAUCAUCAGAAUUCAUUUUCACCUGUUUCUCCAAAUGGUAAAACAUCAAAUUCACAUCCAACGAAAUUGAUUUCAGUUAAAGUUCGUCAAGCACCCAUCAUCAAUGAUAUUCAUUAUUACAAUGGUACAAAUAACAAUCCAGCCUCACCAACUCAACGUACACCUGCCAUACAUACAUAA
Adineta ricciae is the source of this 3678-nucleotide messenger RNA. NCBI's taxonomy places the organism in Eukaryota, Metazoa, Rotifera, Eurotatoria, Adinetida, Adinetidae. The record is from the annotation of a GenBank genome assembly.